Homalodisca vitripennis (glassy-winged sharpshooter) is the source of this 2808-nucleotide messenger RNA. Its product is annotated as arginine/serine-rich protein 1. Lineage: Eukaryota; Metazoa; Arthropoda; Insecta; Hemiptera; Cicadellidae. The record is from RefSeq and is a predicted model, not a curated record.
AAUGGUUGAGCAGAGCGCGAUCGAUAAGUGAGCAGAAUAAAACCGCGCUGGCAGUUCGAGCCGUCAACUAGUAGCAGCGCGACAGUAGGAAAGUGCGGUCUGUUCGAAUUAGAAAGUGAACGGUACUGUUACAAUAUUGCGUUCUGAGUUUGAUAAUAGUUGUUCUGCAAGAUUAUCAAUUCUUCUAAAGGAGUUAUUUAUUAAAGACAAUAUUCUAAACUGAAUUGUUGUCGCAGUUUGUGAGUGUUAGACCCACCCACGUUACUGAAUAUCGUUUCCCUCCUUCCGUUAUCAAAUUAUAUGAGCCACGAUGGCCUUCAUGAUGCCGGUUGUUAAAAAUGACUACAAUAUCUACAAAUCGAGCCGAUCCAGAAGAAGUUCUGAGUGCUCCAACCCCUCAUCUUGCCGCAGCAGAAAAGUGUCUGAGUGCUCAAAAUCCGAAGGUCCUAGCCUUUCAACCUCGCCCGGCAGCGACUUCAUUGUUGGCAGCCCACACAGGUCUAUUCCCAUGGCAAUGUCAUCCAGGUUAUCCAGGAAUUCCUCCAGGAACUCGCAGUCCAGCCUCCAGUCUCCCAGCAAGUCCACUUCGUCAUCACCACCCAAAUCUGCAUCUUCAUCAUCUCUCAACAAGUUUCAUACCAGAGUGGUGGACAAGCUGAAGAGGUCUCUGAGGAUAAAGGAUUCUAGAGAUGGAGGUUUGUUUGGCCAGGCUCUGACAGCUCAAGGAGGACAUCCUGAGAGGCUGCCCCGGCCGAUGGCGAGGAAGAGUUACUCGUUCAGCGGAAGACCGCGACUCCGGUGCUAGUCCCCGCCCAACGCCACCGCCCGGAGUCCCCGCGUGUCGCUUCCUCUUACCCCGGCACGUCGACGUUCUGGUCGCGCUGGUGAAAUAUUACACACUUGCCUCAUACUUCUGGUCGGACUGUGUGCCAUCCUGCUCAGAUUGCGACUGUGAAUUUAUUUAUUAUUUGUUCAGUGUUUAUGUUUUGUGUCGCACCUAAAAGGAUGUGUUUUGAGGUUUGUAAGUUAAGAUACCCUACUUUAAUUGUUUGUACAUUUAUCUAUGAUAGAAGAAUUACAUGUUGUUGAGUUUACGGUUUUUAAAUUUCUCAAAAUGCUAUCGAUUGUGAUGCUUCAAUUAUUAAGUUUUCAACUGUCAGAUAAAAUCAUGAAAAGUGCAAUAGUGAAAUAUUACACGUUUAAGAUAAGUAAAGAGUAUUGUAAACACAUUCCAUUAAAUUGUGAUAUAAAAAUAUCACGUACUUAAAAAAAAUGUAGAUCCACCAAAGUUUUGUUUCAUUGGAGAAAAGAUAUAAAAGGUAUCAAGAUAUUAUAUAGGCCAACAGAUUUCAAAUUGUUUAUCACUUAACAGUAACAGGCACAUCUUUCAUACAGAAAAGCUGGAUUUUCUGUUUGCUAUAUGUAAAAAUCCACUUACACCACAUUUGAAUAUUGUAUUUUUUUAACAGAUUUAAGAACCGAAAUGUUUUAUAAAAUGAUAGUGAGCAUAUACGAUGGAAGUAUCCAUCUUAGUUUCCUGUUGCUUCUAGAUAUUAAUGUUAAGUUUAAACUGUGAGUGAGAGAGUCGGUAGGCUUAUUAUAAACUUGACACGCUUGAGUACUGAAUGUAAGCCAAAAAUAUUUACUUAGGCCCACUGAAAGUGAAUAUUAUGUACCUUUAUGUGAACAAAUGUUCUCUUAAGAAUGACUGAGUCUAGGUUAGGCUAAAACAGGUAAUUACUUAAUAUAUUAUUAGUGUAGCCUAGGUAUGUGGUUCCACAGUAUUUAUUUAAGUUCAUCCGAGUAUUUCUGUUGAAAGUUUUUUAUUUAUUUUUCUUGUGAUUUUUUCAAACAAAUCCUUAUUAUUCUAAUACUUACUUACUGUGGUGGAAUAAUUACUUCCACCCGAAUAUUGUGCUUUUCUAAUUUCAUUCAUUUGGUGUUAAAUGAGUACCUGUUUCUAGCGAAUGGUAGGUUGCUAGGUAGCCUUUAAUAGUUACCUGAGGUUUGGUGUGUCUGUGAUAUGCAGGUUUAGGAAUAGGUGCUCUGGUUUAAGAAAUUUUAUUUUUGACUUCUGGCUGCAUAAAAAAUAUUUUGUUCAGGAAAUAUACCAAAUAAAAGACAAUUUUAAAUUGAUUUAUUUGUUCAAAUACAUGUACAUCUGAAAUAGCAUCAAAUUUUGUUUUAUCAGUCUAACUUCUCUUAACAUAUUUACAUAGUAAGCAUACAUAGGUAUAAUGUUUUAUUAAUAGUAUUUUUAACUGAAAUCAUAAUGGAGAUUUUUUAGGUUAUCACAUUUUGAAUUAAAUUUAUGUUGCCAGAAGUCAAAUUUCAUGUUCAGCAAUCGGUGUAAUGGCCUUUUUAGCAGAAUAAUAUAUUGCAUGUUGUGGUUCAUACAAUAAGUAAUGUAAGCAAUGUUCAAGCAUUGUAUAUUAAUUAUUAGAUAAAUUGUACCAUAUAUGCACAUAUUAAUGUAUAAACUUUGCUUAAAGCAUACUCUUGUAAAUAAUGUAAGCUAUGAAAUGUAUAUUCUUUGUAAAAUGUACAAUAACGAUUUUUUAGACAGGAAAAUAUUUUUUACUAAAUUAGUUUUGGUAGUACCAUCAGAAAACUUGAAUUUACAUACAUUCCCUCAAUUUCCUUAGUUUGGUUUCAUCUAGUUUCUGUUAAAUUAUUAUAGCGAUAAGGGCAGAGCCUUUGUAUCAGUUACACAGACCAUGGUUUAACUCUGUUAGUCACUCUUCAUUAAGUUUAUAUUUCUGUCAUAUUUUACCUGUUUUCAUCAAUAAAUUUCUUUUAUUAUUUAAA